AUGCACCGCAAGUAUACAAAUGCGCAAACUUCCGUCGCCACCACUCAAUCCAAGCUUAAACUGCCAACUCUCCAGCGGCAAAGUGACCGAAAGAGUGCGGCGCGAGGAUCGCGUGCGUCCCGCGCCCAGAAACCCUCAAAAAGUGACUGGGACAUCAAAACUCGAUGGCACAAACUGGAGGAACAGGGUCCCGAGUUUACAGUAAAGAGUCGGGAUAGCAAAGUGAAAGUGACUCUACCCACUGUGCUGAUGCCCUUGGGCAAACAUGCCUACUCAGAACGAAAGACAAUUCGCGUGAGGAAUUUCUUUCGUACUGUUUGGGACUCCACGAAAACCAAGGGCCCGGCGAAUUCGUUUGCACCCGCGCCGAUCACCUCCAGACUGAGACUUGCCUGUAUGAAUCUCGUCAGUAAGGCUGUUAAAGACAAGAGGAUUCACUUCAAUUCCGUGGAGCUGAGUAUACUCUUCCACAUGUUUUUUGAGCUUACAAACCGUCAGAUUCGAAGCAUGACUUUGGCCGAAAUGCAGCAGUUUCUCCUCAUCCAACUAAAUAUCACACACGCGGUCACGCUGGGCCGUCUUGCUCGAGCAGCUCAACUGUUGCAGAACAGCUCCCAACCAUACAGCAGAAAUGGGAUUAAACCGAUGAAUUUUGUCCAUCUGCUCUCUUCGCUCCUCCGAGGGAGCCUAAUGGAGAAGGCCGAAAUGGCCUUCCACGCAAUGGAUGUCGACGGUGAUGGAGAGCUUCGAGUGGAGAGCGAACUUAAAAUUUUACUGAAGGACUGCUUUGAUGUGUCUAUCGCUGCCGUCAAUGCCGACAUUGAUCCUCUGGGACCAGAGCGGGAAACCAAAAAAUUCCUUGCACAGAAGCUCGGUCUCCAACGUGGAACUGGUUUGCGUCUUAGUGGCUUCCAAGAGUUAGUAGCCGAGGCACCCUGGUUGAUUGAGUCCUUGCUGCCUUGUAUACCGCGUGAUCUGGAGAGUGCUGCUUUUCAAAGCAUCUUCUCUACGCCCAACAAAGGCCUCCGGCGAGAACGCCCAGAGGCACAUAAAAGGACACCACCUGCCGCAUGUUUAUGCGCUUUUAUUACAGAAAGUCUGCCCUAA
Spirometra erinaceieuropaei is the source of this 1107-nucleotide messenger RNA. Lineage: Eukaryota; Metazoa; Platyhelminthes; Cestoda; Diphyllobothriidea; Diphyllobothriidae. The record is from the annotation of a GenBank genome assembly.